GCGUGCAGACGCCGAGCGUCACUGACUGUGUCAGACAGCCUGGGAGUGAGCAGAGGGAAAGGACGUGUUUGGGAGGCGGUGUGUGUGGGAGGCGGUGUGUGUGUACCCGGCCAAAUCUUCGACCUGAUACUUCCAGACCCCCUUCUCUUCCUCCAACAACAACCAGAUCUUCAAUCUCAAACAUUUUACUGCACCCUUCACCCCUCCAAACCCAAUCUCUGCACCACUUCUGACGUCUUGACAUAUAUAAUUAAAAACACAGAGCAUGUCGAACGCCCUGAGAGUUAUCCUGCUGUGCGCCACUUUUACUCUGUUGACAGGACAAGUUUUAGGUGGUAGUGAUGACUUUGACCUCUUUGAUGCUAUCUCUGACGACGUCACUCCAAAGCCAACUCCUGCCAAACCUCACAAUCCUUCAGGUGGGAAAGAUUCAGGUGAUUUUAACAUAUGGGAUUUGCUUCAAACGACUCCUCCUUCUCGUAAAACCCCAAAGUCACCCAAAGCCACCAAAAAAACACCAAAGAAGGGAAACUCAGGUAAAUCAGACCCGAAUGAUUUUGGCCUUGAUUUUGACCUGUCGGAUGCUAUUGAUGACAGGAAUGACAACCACGGCAAAGGAGGUAAAGAUGACUCAGAUCAUCCUUCUGUUCCAGGCUCCAAAGGAAAUGACAAACCUAAAGGAGGUAAAAGAAUGGGUACCUCGAACAUCUCAGAUAAAGACCUGGAAGAUCUAUUGGGCGGUGGAGACUAUAAACCAGAUAAGAAAAAUUCAGGUGGCAACGUACCUCCCAGUGACCAGGAUCAGGUGGCUAUGCCUGAAACCACGAUAGCUGGAAUCGCCAGUGCUAUAGGAGCAGCUUUGUUGGGUGCUGUAUCCAGUUACAUUGCCUACCAGAAGAAGCAGUUAUGUUUUAAAAUACAAGGGAGUCUUAAUCAACAAUAUGUAAAAGGAGAAAAUGCUGAAGCUGGAGCAAUGUCUGAGCCUCAAGCUGAACGGAGCCUCCUUCAGACACAGUCAGAGAAGCCCCCUGCAGACAACAUCAAUCAGGUCUAGAUUGGGGCACUGGACAUUACAGCCUUUGCCUUGACGCCAACUUCAGCUUAAACUGGCUUUUAUUUUAUUUCAGACAAAAGUUAUUUAAUGGAGGAUGAUUCUUUUGAACCUUGGACUCAUCCUUUAAGUGUGUGUUCAACUCAGUAUGGUGCAAUGGUUAGAGUAGGUCAGCUCAUUGGCUCAAUAGUAGCUUAGAUCCUGCCAGCAAGAAAUGAACAAAGUUAAAGUAUUUGAGUAAUUCACUGGAAAUUACUACUUGGACUAAGCAUGUAGUUCAGAGAUUCUUUUCAUGGUGCUUUUAUAAAAAAUGAAAUUUAAUAUUUGAAGCAGUUGACUAGGGGGUGCAUGCAGGUAGAUCUGUUAGUACUAUUCUGUCAAACAGCUUGUUCUGUCUAUACCAAAGAUUGUUGCAGAAUGAAGAAUGCGAUAUGUUUGGUUCAGACAGCAGUAUGUCCUUGCCCAUUUCCAUCAUUUAGAAGUGCAGCAUGUAAUUAAAUAACGACAACUAAACAAAACCAUGCUUUUCUCCUUUAAUUAAUGUAGUGCUGAUUGGAGAAAGCAGCAAGAACAUAAUUUGAAUAUCCCAACAUUGUGUUUGUAUCUCUGGAAGACUUAAUACAGUACAGGUCGUUCUGUUAUAACGCUCAUUUUGUUAACACACAAAUUCACUGUAACGCGAUAGACAAAUUGGAGACUGUUUCUAAAGCACAAACUUUUAAAGCGUGUACUGGUUAUAGUGCGAUUCUGGCCCCAUCAAUUUAAAUAGUGCUUCUAUUUUCUGACAACAUUUUCUUACAACAUGGGAUUGCACAAGAACAGAACUACUGCAUUAAAGCAGAACUGACUAUAUUCCUACUUUAAUGUGCAAAUCUUGUCAAAUAUUUAGAUCAGUUUAUCCUGUCCAGUGGUAACAAAACUUUACAAACUGGAUUGUGGGAGUUGAUGGAAGAUUGGCUGGAGAAUCUGAAAAUUACAUUUGUUGUGUUGGAUACAGGGUUGUGUUGCCUGAUGCUAUCUACUUGCCUACCAGUUAACAAUCAGUAGUCUCUGCCAGCAAUACUGCUUCAAAUUUUACACAGUCAGGAUACUUUUUGGAGAGGCUAGUGCAUCAAUGCAGGUGUCUUGUUUACGUUUUGUUUUAAGAUUGCAAUCUGUAUCUAAUUCCACAAAAGUCCGUGUUACUGGUUAGACACCUUGCCUUGAUCAGAGCCUGUGGCUGACUUUCACUCGUUAAGGCCAUAAACCCCACACACAACAAAACCGUUUAAUGUGUCCUCUGGCAUCUCAUCUGUGUUACUUGUGCUUUGUUGAACGCAGAAAAUUCUUUAUUAAAAAUUUAUUUCUGGUGCACACACUUGAAGUCUCACACUUCUUGUUGUGAUAGUUUAGCAUAUCUUUAAAUUCCUUUUCAUCAAUACCAUUUAUUACUGUCAACAAAAGAAACAGCCCAAUACUGGCCCAUGGUUAGAAAUGUACAAGUUGUCCCCAAAUAUACUUUGACCUUAGCAGUUACAAUGACCUGAUAUCUCAACAUAGACCAGCCUUGCUCCAAAGCCUAAGGCUACCCAUCAGCAGCACAAAAGAGACUAGCUCAGUUAAAUAGUAAGAGUUCUGAAAGAAUCAUGAGACUCAAAUGUUAACUUUGUUUUUGCACCCACAGCUGCUACCAGCAUUACUUGAGUUUCUCCAACAUUCUCAGUUUGUUUCAAUUUCCAGAGCCUGGCGUUUUUUGCAUUUUUUCAGUAUGUUUGAUGGCUAGCAUCAUAAAAAUAGUGAUAUUACUUGUAAAAGCUAACUUUUGUUUCUAAAUCCGUUAGCAUUGAAAAAGGCCCUUCUGUACAAAUAGACAGUGAAAGCAGGUGCCUUCUCUAUAAAAUCUUAGUUUCCCACUAAUAAAGAAUGAAAAUCAAUCUUGCAGCUGUUGCAUGGACGACAUCUGUUUCAGAUACUCACUCCAAUUGGAACAAAGGGAUGGCUGAGAGCUUGCCUAAUGCACUGACUGCUCUGCUUGAUGCUGGCUGUGGGCAAGCUUUUACAGGAAUGGUGUUGGUGUAUCAUCUGUAAAUGUUCACCGUCUUAUUUGCAGCAUUGUGCCUUGCUGUCACUAGCACACCCAGCAAAAAGUGAGAAAGUAACUUAGUCUGGGCUGAAUACCAAGUGUGCAAAUUCCUCAAGAUCCGACAUCACCGACAUUUUCAGCAUCACUGGCCAUCUGGUUGCCAUAUUUAAACAGUGCCUGGAAAAUACUGUGUGCAGUCUUUGCUCUUUGUUAGUGUGAUGUUGAGCUUGGCCAUUUUAAAUAAAGCAGCAGCUGUUUUCAAUUUGAAAAUAGCAGCAUCUUGAAAGGACAAUAUUUCAGGCAAUUCUGGAAAAAUGACUUUUAGUCUCCCACCCAUCCCUGUCAUGUCCUGAGCCUUACUCACUGGGAAUACAUCCAGCAAUGCAGCCAAAUUGUUAAUUGCCAAAUGUAAGUUGGCAUCUAAAACCUUGAGAGAUAUGUAACAGAUGCCAAUUGCCCAGUUUCUGGCUGAUCGUUGUGGGAAGAUAACCGAAGGGUCUGUUUCCGUGCUCUGACUCUAUAAUUAAUCAGUCAAUGUUGCAUUUAUGUAGCUUCACACCCUCACGCAGUGCUCAGGUCUAUUGCUCCAUUUUCCAAUCUCCCUCUCCCUUCCUGGGUAAUGUCCAGUUCCUCACUCUGACAGCAAUUACUCACUCAAAUGUUUAUCUGUAACAGUGAGCGAAAGGAGACUUGUCCUUCAGGAGUCUAAAAAUUUGCAGUUAAGCCCAAUACAGCAUGGAAAUUGUCAGGGACGAGAACAGAUUAACCCUAACCCUGUACCUCACCCAGCGUGAGACCAAUUGCAGUAACAGUACUGUCACAAAUGGCUGUGUAGAAAUUACAACAGGGCGUUGGGGGGUAGGGUUUGAUGCAAAUUCAGCAGGUUCGCUAAAACCUCUGAGUAUAAAAGACCAUGGACCGCCUGCUUUGAUUUUCAGCCAAACUAAAAGGUCCAGGGAAUGCCAACAAAUUUUUUAUUCUUCAAAACCGGAACUGUAACCAAACGAAUUAACUUUUAACUGAUUGAUUUAAGGUCAACUGAAAAGGACACUAGUAUCUCCCAUUGCGAAGCCACUUCUCAGAUAGUGCUCUGAAAGCUUCAAGAUCCAAUUCUCCAUUGACCACCUUCACUGUGGUCAGGAACUGUCAUGGCUGAGGUCUGACCCCUGGGGGAAUGUACACAGAAACAGGAAUAUUUCACAGAACUGAUCUGAUCUUGAGUUGAUCACUUAACUCAGGCCAGGAUAACAACAUUUAAAAGGCAUCUGGAUGGGUUUAUGAACAGCAAGUUUCCCCUGCAUGACACUGACUUUCAUCACUCCCCUAUUGACUGCCAUGCCUUGAACUGUCUGAAUCUUAAACCAUGGUUUCCCUCCCUAAACCUCUCCACCUCCAUCCUCUUGGAUGGAUAUGAGCCAAAUGCUGGCAAAUGGGACUAGACUAAUUUAGGAUGUCUGGUCAGCAUGGAUGAGUUGAACCGAAUGUCUAUUUCCGUGCUGUGUUACUCUGUGACUCUAUGUGAUUGAUCGUGUUUCUGAAUGUGUGUGUCCAUGUGUCAACAGGGAUAGUUCUGUAUGUGAAACUUUGGUGGGCUGACUAUAGUUAAUCCUAAAAUGUAAUAAACCAUUGAGAGAAAACUUGCAUUUAUAUAUACACACAAACAAACCUUAUAUAUUUGUUAUGCAUGUUAAAGACAAGUUUUUAGUUUUAGUUUGCUGACAAGCAAUUCAGAUGUUCUGCGUGGGAAAGAUGCUGCACCAUAUGCGUGACAUGACAUGGGCAUAAUUGGGAAUCCAUUCACACAGGGUCAGCUUUCCAGUGGAUGCCCCACUCCUGUGUCUUCCACCAUCCUCAAACAUCAGCAAGACCUUGGUUACAACUGCUCUAGGACAUCUACCACCAAGCCAUUGCAAAAACAUACUUUUGUGGAUUUGUCAGUUCUGUCCAUUUUUUAGUUUGGGUGUAAUCUGAGAUUGUAGGAUAUUUGGGUGUAAUUUGACAUCAGGCCAAUAAGCCCAAAUUCAGUGCAACUUUUAAGACAUGCCCAAGGAAGACACACCAGGCCCAUCACCAAAAUGACAGUCCUUCAAGACAUUUUACCUCCUUCGCAUGUGCAUUUCUCUAGGUUCCCCUGCAUGAUACUGAUUUUCAUCACUCCCCUAUUGACUGCCAUGCCUUGAACUGUCUGGAUCUUAAAUUGUGGUUUCCCUCCCUAAACCUUUCCACCUCCAUCCUCUUUUAGGACACUCCUUGAAACUGGCUUUUUGCCAUGUUGGUUAUCUUUUGGUUAUGCAGCUUGGUACUAAAAUUCAUUAUACACUCUGUGAGGUGUCUUGCAUAAAGGAAACCAAUAGAAGCAAGCUGAUAUUGAGUACAGCAUGCACGAUUUGAAUACACAGGAAUCCCUAAGAAAUGUACAAUGCAACUCUCAAUGAUGACUAUGGCAACACAUUUCAGAAGUGAAGGGGUGGUGGGGGGGAGGUGUGUGUGUGUUUGUGCCCCAGGUCACGGCCGUUGACCAUGGGGGGGAAAAUGGGACAUUAUGGGAGCUGGAUCGUAAGUACAUACACAUGUAAAGUCGUGCUGCUUGUCCAUGUUUGAUGUGAACCUUUACCACGGAUUUUUCUUUAUGUGGCUUUUACGUAUCAAAAGAAAACAAUGAAAUGCCCAUGUUUACAUACCUUGGUGUUUCCUUUUAGAUGUUGACUUGUUUAGGCUGUAGUUUCUAGUCGUGCCACAAUUGUUACUUAUACAAGAAUGACAAAUAAUCCUCCAAUCGGAAAUACAUCGGCAGCGAUGCAAAGCUAAACCUAUUGGACAUCCAAUGGUUGAUGUGGAAUGUUUAUGCAGUGUCAGCUCAUAAAUGAAACUAUAAUUGAACCCUUAGAAUUCAUGCAUUAUUUUCACGUAUAAAAUUGGGUAAGUUUUAGUGAAAUUGGUCAAGAGCAAAGAUUGGCGAGAGAGAAAAUGAUGUGUUCUGAUACACAAAGGUGCGAUUUUCCAAAAACGUAAUAAGACGCAACAUUGGACAAAGCGAACGCAAGAUUUUUGAAUGGAUAAUCAACUGUUAAUCGAGUAACCAAGAGUAAAAACAAAACACUGCAUAAAUAGUCCCAAAGCUUUUGUGUGAUUGCUUUUUAUUGUGGAAGCUAUUGUAAUAAAUGAAAUUAUAGAUCAGUGUUAACAAACCAGUUCCAGAUUUGAUCUUUCUAAUAGAUGAUGACAUUUUGGCUGGAAUAUAGCUAUCUCAUGUAAUUCUAGAUGAGCUGUGACUUAGAUUUUGAUGCUCAACAUGAUUUACUAUCACAGUCAAUUAAACUUUAUACCUCAGUGACUCAACAAUAGAACUGUAACCAAAUUGAAAGCACGGAAUAAACUUGUAUAUUAACUCAG
Messenger RNA from Chiloscyllium plagiosum (whitespotted bambooshark), 6506 nucleotides. The record is from RefSeq and is a predicted model, not a curated record. Lineage: Eukaryota; Metazoa; Chordata; Chondrichthyes; Orectolobiformes; Hemiscylliidae.